Molecule: messenger RNA, 1053 nt
Organism: Synchytrium microbalum
Lineage: Eukaryota; Fungi; Chytridiomycota; Chytridiomycetes; Synchytriales; Synchytriaceae
Exons: 9
Coding region: 1-1053 (350 amino acids)
Molecular function (GO): oxidoreductase activity; zinc ion binding
Source: RefSeq, a predicted model, not a curated record
AUGGAAACUAUACCAAAGACUCAAAGAGCCAUCGUCCUAGAAAAGUUUGGACCAGAAGCAAUUCUCAGAACAGACGUACCUGUUCCCAAGCCUGCUGCUGAUGAAGCUCUAGUUCGAAUCGUCAAGACUGGUCACAGUGAUUUACACAUUCAAGAUGGCGAAGUCUCUGUCGCCAAAAAAGGAAUACGAGGUGGUCACGAAGGUGCUGGAUUCGUCGUAGCAGUUGGCGACAAAGUAAAAGAUUUCAAAGUCGGUGAUCGAGUAGGAGUACGCAUGACACAAAACGUUUGCAACAACUGUGAACCAUGUUUUGCUGGCCACACCGUUGGUUGCAUCAACCGUGUCGAUAUGGGAAUGGCAGCCGAUGGUACCUUUGCAGAAUACUGCACAGUCCAGGCUGUUGGUUUGAUAAAACUCCCCGACAAUGUGUCCUUUGAGCAAGCUGCUCCAGUCUUAUGUGCUGGAUUGACUGUAUACAAGGGUCUAAAGUUGUUUGGCAAUGAUGUUAAGCCGGGAAAUUGGGUAGUCAUUCCAGGUGCUGGAGGUGGACUCGGUCAUCUUGCCGUUCAAUACGGAAAAGCUAUGGGCUUCAGAAUCGUUGCCAUUGAUGGUGGAAAAGACAAGGAGGAACUCUGUAAGAGACUCGGCGCCGAAGUCUUCCUUGACUUUACCAAAGAAAAGAACAUUCCAUCAGCCGUCCGUAAAGUUACAGGUGGUGGAGCUCACGGUGCCUUGAUUUGUGCUACAUCACAAUUGGCGUACAGUCAAGCGCCAGGUUACUUGAGACCAUUCGUUGGUGUGAUGGUCUGUGUUGCUUUACCUCACAAUGCCAAGUUGGAUGUACCAAUUGUUUUGAUUGCUUCACGAAACAUUCAAAUCAGAGGAACAAUCAUGGGAUCAAAAGCAGACACAAUUGAAGCACUUGACUUUGUCGCUAGAGGUCUUGUACACAACCAGAUUGAAGUUUUGCCCAUGAGCAAAAUCAACCAUGUAUACGACAGAAUGCGCAAGGGCGACAUCGCCGGUAGGAUUGUGCUCGACCCUCGACUGUAA